GGGACUGCCAUUUUCAAAUCUGCUGCAAAAAGAGCGGAAGCAGAUCAGAUUUUCGAAAAUUUCAAACCCCCUCUCCCUCCAAGAUUUAUUUGGUCGAAAACGGAUGGGAAGUAAGAAAGAUAAAGAUUUCUACCAUAGCCUUUCAAGGAAAGAGCUUCAAAGUUUAUGUAAGAAAUAUGGUCUACCUGCUAAUAGGUCAAGUUCGGAUAUGGCUAGAUCACUGGCCUCCUAUCUAGAGAACCAGAGAUUGGGUUCAAUGACUAUGAGGGAAAGAUUGUAUGAAAUUCAAGAGGCUGGACUUCCAUUCUCCCUGCAACUCCCUUUCAAGGAUUCUGAUAAAGAUUUCUAUGGACUCAUCUCUUGUCAAACAGGCAGUUGUAAUGGAGGAAAUUUUUCUGAAGCUGUUAAAAGUAAUGGAUUGGGUUGUUGUACAGGGGAUAAAUUUUAUCAUAAGGAUGACUAUGGUGGUGAUUCUAUAUUUUUCCAGCAAACACAACAUCCUCAGUUUGUUACUCAGUAUAAUGAUAGUGGUUUUAAGAAUAAAGAGUUCCCAACAAUAUACUUCAACAGAAAUUGUCCGAGUCUUACAAGAGGGGGGAAUAUUAAUGAUGUGCCUCAAAUUGGAAACAAAAAUGUGGAUGUUGGUUCAUGUUCUAAUGAGGCUGACUUUCAUUCCUCCAUAAACACUUCAACUGUUUCUUCCUCUUCUUUUCAGUUUCAUGUAAAAUCAGAAGAGGGCAUUAACCUUUAUGUUGAUUUAAAUUCAAACCCAUCAGAAUGGGUUGAGAAAUUGAAGAGUGAGGUUUCUAUAUGCCAGAACAUGUCCCAUAGCAAGCCUCAGAGUUUCCGUAAUGAGCUUGGGCACUUUGAGGAAAGUAGUAAGCAGUUGAAAAGUUCUUUUCAAUUGAAUGUAGAAGAUGGGAGAAUAGAAGAUGGUCAUAUACACUCUGGAUUACCCCCAAGUUUGAUCAUAAAAGAACAUCAUGCAUUGCUGCUUGAUAAUUCAAAUGGAGAUGAAAGGCCCACAGGCUCCACUGUAAUGACAUGUGCUGAAGCUGUGGACGUGUCAGAGCACUUAGAAGGACAUCAAGGACUGCCCUCAUUUAAAGCUCUUCCUGAUGUUCAAGAGGAAAUAAUUUCUUCUGGUGCAUCCUCUGCUAAAGAUGGAUGUUUGAUAACUCUUGAUUCAAAUAUUAAUUCUCCCAAGGAGAUGUUAGCCAGUGAUGCUAUGUUAAAUAUAUCAGAUGGUGCACCAAAUCUUCUCAUAGUGAAGCAUAAGAAUUCUACUCUUGAAAAUGAAACAUGUGAUAAUUCUACCGUGCAAAAUGGUUGUAAUCCUGUGAGUUCUGGUGUAAUAGUUCCUGGAUACAUGUCAGAUGGUUCAUUGCAGAUGCCAAUGCCCAAAGACGUGGUUCACCAGAAAAAGGAUUUACAUUCACCUAGUGAAAAUGAUGAAUUUGGGAAUUUGGUUGAUCAAAAGCAUAAUAUUUAUGCGGAACAAGGUGGAGUAGUAGGCUCAACUGGGCUUUGUCAAGAGAUAUUUAGGAAUCAGUUGCCGACAUUAGUUGAAGAACAGGAUAGGAGCAAAGUUAUUAAUUGGGGAGAGAGUUCGGAAUGCUCACAUGAUGAAUUAUUUGAAAAUUGUGGAGUGCUUGAUAAUAUUGAUUCUAAUGGACUUGGGAAAAAGAGAGCAUAUAUAGAUGGUGAUCAGAAUGAUUGUGGCAUGCUUGAUGCCAAGGUUUUAAGAAGCAGAAAGCAUCCUAUUAGGAAGGUUGUUCCUAGAAGAUCCAUGCGGCUGGUUUCCAAGGGUCUUCAUCUUCUACCAACUUUGUUCUCCUAUUGGUGUUCCUCAUACAUGGGAGAACAACUACAAGCAUGAGAUUCUAGAUCCACCAUUUUUGAUGUAGAUCAUGUUUUAUAUGUUAGUCAAUAGUUGGCUUAUGUAUAUGGGGUGAAUUUUUUACGAUAGUUAUUUGGUUGAACCAUGCUUGAAUGCAUCUUUUUAAAGAAGAUAGUAGAAUUUUAAACGUAGGACUGUGCAUAAAACUGACAUUGUUUAAAAUAAACCUUAAUCAUGCUUGAUUGAAUCAUGCGGGGAUAGUUUCUUACCUUAAUCAGCCCUGUU
This is a messenger RNA of Hibiscus syriacus, 2125 nucleotides long. RefSeq lists its product as uncharacterized. The transcript has 9 exons. NCBI's taxonomy places the organism in Eukaryota, Viridiplantae, Streptophyta, Magnoliopsida, Malvales, Malvaceae. The coding region runs from base 104 to 1879 and encodes 591 amino acids. The record is from RefSeq and is a predicted model, not a curated record.